UUUAUACGGGAAUGCCAAUCGUAGCGGUGCCAAUUUCUUCAUCUUCCAUCUUCUUCCCCGCUUGUUUCUUCUUGUUUUUCUUUGAAAAUGUUGCCGCUUAGAAUUGGAGUCAAUUCUUUUGCUAUAUAAAAUGGGGGUGGGAGGCAAAUUCUGGGAACUUUUAAAACCCUACGCUCGACUCGAGGGAUUCGAUUUCUUGAGAGACAAGAAGGUUGCUAUCGAUCUCUCCUUUUGGAUAGUCCAGCACGAGGCUGCCAUCAAGAAUCGAGCGAGGAAUCCUCAUCUCAGACUUACUUUCUUCCGAACCAUUAACCUUUUCUCUAAGUUUGGAGCGUUUCCGGUAUUUGUUUUGGAUGGAACUCCUUCGCCAUUAAAAUCUCAAGCAAGGAUUGCUCGAUUUUUCCGUUUUUCUGGCAUUGAUACUUCAACUUCGACUGGGGUCAAAGAGGGUGUCUCCAAGGAGAGGAACUCUGCUUUUUCAAAAUGUGUUGAUGACUGUGUGGAGCUGCUUGAACUAUUGGGAAUGCCAGUGCUGAAAGCCAACGGUGAGGCUGAAGCAUUGUGUGCUCAGUUAAAUAAAGAUGGUCAUGUUGAUGCUUGCAUUACAGCUGACAGCGAUGCAUUCCUCUUUGGGGCUACUUGUGUUAUUAAAUGUCUUAGGCCCAAUUCAAAAGAACCCUUUGAAUGCUACAAUAUGUCAGAUAUUGAAGCUGGUCUUGGACUGAAGAGGAAACACUUGAUAGCCAUUUCUCUUUUGGUUGGAAAUGACCAUGACCUGAAUGGGGUGCAAGGGAUUGGGCUUGAUAAGGCACUUCGUUUUGUACAAAGAUUUAGUGAAGAUGAGAUAUUGAAUAGAUUAUAUGCAAUAGGAAAAGGGGAUGUACUGUUAUUUCAGGAUGGAGUUACAUAUGUGGAUGAUGUUAUACCUUGUUCAGAUGAGAGCUCACCAAAGCCAAGACAGUCUCAUUGUUCCUUCUGCGGGCACCCUGGCAGCAAAGCAGCUCAUUUUAAGUUUUCUUGUGAAUAUUGUGUUACUGCUAAUAAUGUGGGUUGCUUGAAAAAGUCACAAAGGUUUCAGUGUAACUGCUUGUCCUGUGAUAAGGUUAGAAAAGAGAAGGACCAGAAGAAGCAUGAGAAUUGGUGGAUUAAAGUUUGCAGCAUGAUUACUAUGGAACCAAAUUUCCCAAAUGACGAGAUCAUUGAAAUGUACAUGGGCAAUAAUCACGGAAUGUUUCCUGAAGAUGGUUCUUUAUUAGCAUGGGGAGACCCAAAAACUGAACUGGUAGUUGAUUUCUUGGCUUAUCAUCAGUCAUGGCAGCGGUCUUUUGUUCGGCAGCGGAUACUUCCAAUGCUGUCUACUAUGUAUUUGAGAGAAAUGGCUAGAAAUCCAAAUAAAACUUUGUUAGUUGGGCAAUAUGAAUUUCAUUCCAUUCAGCGUGUGAAGAUAAGAUAUGGGCAUCAAUCUUAUGUGGUCAAGUGGAAGAAAGCCAUAUCAGGUGAACUUAGUUGUGCAGUCCCUGUUGAAUGGUCCAAUAUUCAAGAAGAAGAAUGUAUUGAAGUUGAUGAUGGGCCUGUUGAUCUGUUGGAUGAGUCCAUCGACCCCCAGAUUCAUGUUGAUGGCUACUGGAUUUUGACUGAUGAAACUCCAGCAUUAGUUUGUUCUGCUUUUCCAGAGGAAGUUGUCAAGUUUAUACAGAAAAAGGAACUAAAAGAAAUGAAAAGAAGAAAGACUUCAAUGAUAAGAUCUGAAGGGUCCAGUGAAAUGUCAGAAUUGUCAAAACCACAAGGUGUUCAACUAAGUAUUACUGAAUUUUACCGCUCAACCAAAAUACAGUCUCAGGCAAAACCAGGAGAAGACUUAGAGAAGCUUUCCUAUAAUCUGGGUGAUGAGUCAUCAAAACAAAAGAGGAAAGUGUCAGGUCCUAACCUGUCCAAGGCUGUAAGACGCCGCCUUUUGUUUGGUUAAGAAAUUUAUCGUUUCUGAAUUCUUGCCUCUUUUGAUGUACAGGAUAUCCAACUUAAGAUGUAAAGUUAUGUUUGCUUCUGGUCCUUUGGUUGCAGAAUGAUUUUGUUUAUCUUAUCUGAGUAAUAUAAUACCACUUUAUCUCUUA
Molecule: messenger RNA, 2111 nt
Organism: Theobroma umbraticum
Lineage: Eukaryota; Viridiplantae; Streptophyta; Magnoliopsida; Malvales; Malvaceae
Product: 5'-3' exonuclease family protein
Biological process (GO): pollen development
Molecular function (GO): 5'-flap endonuclease activity
Source: RefSeq, a predicted model, not a curated record